Messenger RNA from Staurois parvus, 440 nucleotides. The record is from the annotation of a GenBank genome assembly. Lineage: Eukaryota; Metazoa; Chordata; Amphibia; Anura; Ranidae.
GGAGGAGCGAUGAAGGGGAGAGCAGACUACGAGAAGAUGGCAGCAGUGGCAAAAGGAGCGAUGAAGUGGGGGAGCAGACUAUGAGAAGAUGGUGGCAGAUGGAGUGAUGAAGGGGGGUGCAGACCAGGAGAAGAUGGUGGCAGAUGGAAUGGAGUGAUGAAGGGGGGUGCAGACCAGGAGAAGAUGGCAGCGGCGGCGGAUGGAGAGAUGAAGGGGAGAGUGGACCAGGGGAAGAUGACAGCAGUGGUGGAUGGAGAGAUGAAGGGAAGAGUAGACCAGGAGAUGGCAACAGUGGUAGAUGGAGCAAUAAAGGGGAGAAUGGACCAAGAGAAGAUGGCAGCAGCAUUGGAUGGAGAGAUGAAGGGAAGAGUAGACCAGGAGAAGAUGGCAGCAGUGGUAGAUGGAGCAAUAAAGGGGAGAGUGGACCAGGGGAAGAUGGC